UCAGGAUGAAGGAGCUGGAGACUUGGGUCGGCGACUUCCAGGUGCCGCCUUCAGUGUGGCUGGCCGGCUUCUUCAACCCGCAGAGCUUCCUGACGGCCAUCAUGCAGAGCACCGCCCGCAAGUGCGAGCUUCCCCUUGACCAGAUGUGCUUGCAAUGUGACGUCACAAAGAAGAAUAAGGAAGACUUCACAUCACCGCCUCGCGAGGGAGCCUAUGUACAUGGAUUGUUCUUGGAGGGAGCUUCUUGGGAUACUGAUAACUCCAUCUUGAUUGACUCUCGACUAAAGGAACUCCAUCCUCUUAUGCCAGUUAUAUUCAUUAAGGCCAUCACCGUGGAUAAGGCUGAGAGCCGAAACCUGUAUGAAUGCCCCAUGUAUAAAACUCGGGAGCGAGGGCCUCAUUAUGUGUGGACCUUCAGCCUCAAGACGAAGGAGAAGCCGGCCAAGUGGAUCCUGGCAGGUGUAGCGCUCCUUCUGCAAGUGUAAUGACCACGGUGCUAUCAAUAUUCAAUUAGGCAUAUUGUCAGUUUUAUCCUUCAGAUCGCUAACUUUCUUUAACAUAUAACCCGAAUGCCGCUUUUCUCCAGUGUUGAUAUAUGAUUUAACUGGGCGUAUCUAAACUGCUAUAUAUUAAUAUUAUAAAAUGGGCCUUUAUAGUAAAAUCGAAAUAUGCUUCAGUACAUGCAGAAGAGUAUAAUUAAUUAAGCUUACAUAUAACAUACCAACAUAGGUAAAUUUUGGAUCAAUAGCUAACAUCAUAUUGGCUUUUAAGUUAUAUGUUACGUGAACAGUUCUUAUAUCUCAUAAUUUUAAAAAUUCGUCGACACAAAUUACAUAUUCUCAUAUCAAAACAUACAUAUUUUGCUUACCAAAAAAGGAAAAAAAAUCUAAAAAAAAUGUAAACUCUUUUCUUUCUUAUCAUAAAUGUGGAUAAGCCAUGAUUUGUGAUAUCUAAUAAAGAAUAUGCUGCAGUCU
Messenger RNA from Penaeus chinensis, 974 nucleotides. RefSeq names its product dynein beta chain, ciliary-like. The transcript has 4 exons. Lineage: Eukaryota; Metazoa; Arthropoda; Malacostraca; Decapoda; Penaeidae. The record is from RefSeq and is a predicted model, not a curated record. Gene Ontology annotation, molecular function: dynein light intermediate chain binding; dynein intermediate chain binding; minus-end-directed microtubule motor activity. Bases 6 to 485 code for a protein of 159 amino acids. Gene Ontology annotation, biological process: microtubule-based movement. Gene Ontology annotation, cellular component: dynein complex.